Messenger RNA from Nelumbo nucifera (sacred lotus), 939 nucleotides. NCBI's taxonomy places the organism in Eukaryota, Viridiplantae, Streptophyta, Magnoliopsida, Proteales, Nelumbonaceae. The record is from RefSeq and is a predicted model, not a curated record.
AUGGAUUCAAGCAAGAUUGAAGUAGCCCAUGAUUUCUUCCCAUACAUUAGAAUAUACAAAGACGGGCGCGUAGAGAAGUGUGUAAUCCCUGAUUUUGUUCCCCCAUCCCUCGAUUCUCACUCUGGUGUUUCGUCCAAAGACGUCGUUAUCACACCGAAAGGCGUCUCUGCACGGAUUUUCCUCCCAAACAUAAAAAUCACCGAUCACCCACAUCGGAAACUUCCCGUCCUCGUUUACUUCCACGCCUUCUCUACCAUCUACCAUCGUUAUGUCAGUUCGCUAGUCGCCGAGGCCGACGUCGUCGCCGUGUCUGUGGAGUACCGACUAGCCCCUGAACACCCUCUUCCUACAGCCUACGAUGACUGUUUUACAGCCUUCAAAUGGGUUGCCUCCCAUUCCAAAGGGGACGGCCCUGAGGCCUGGUUAAACGACCACGGGGACUUGGAUCGAGUGUUCUUGGCAGGGGACAGUGCAGGUGCCAAUCUUGCACACUCUGUCGCUGUAAGGAUAGGCGGCGAGUUCGGGGUCGAUGGUGUCAAGAAGAUCUCGGGGUUAGCGCUGAUCCAUCCAUACUUCGAGGGGAAGGAGCCGCUUGGUCCUGAGGCAAGCGACGAGGAGAAGAUGGCCAAGGUAGGCAAGCUGUGGCUUUACUUGUGUCCGUCAACGAUUGGAUGCAACGACCCACGGAUAAACCCAGCAGCAGAUCCAAGAGUGUCGAGUCUGGCAUGCAACCGCGUCGGUGUUUGGGUGUCAGAGAAAGAUUAUCUAAGAGAACCGGGUGGUCUGUUUUAUUACGAAACGCUGAGGAAGAGUGGAUGGGGAGGAGUGGCAGAGCUCAUAGAAGAAGAAGGGGAGGACCAUGAUUUCCAUCUGUUCACGCCUGACAGCGAGAAGGCCGUGGCCAUGUUAAAGGGAGUGGCUUCUUUUCUGAACCAGUAA